Molecule: messenger RNA, 2233 nt
Organism: Spathaspora passalidarum NRRL Y-27907
Lineage: Eukaryota; Fungi; Ascomycota; Pichiomycetes; Serinales; Debaryomycetaceae
Exons: 1
Coding region: 1-1260 (419 amino acids)
Molecular function (GO): dioxygenase activity
Source: RefSeq, a predicted model, not a curated record
AUGCCAGAACCAAUAGACAACAAAGCCAAGUUCAACUUGAGACCAUUUGUCGAAGCUCCAUUAUCCAAAUCCGGUAUAAAGCCCAUUGAGCUUGAAAGUAUAGACUUGUCUCUUUUCAAAGAAGGACCUGAACAUUUAAAAGCUAGACAAGUACUUGCUGACAAGGUUGAAAAAUCGCUUUCCACAUAUGGGUUCAUCUCUAUUAUUAAUCAUGGAAUUGAUCAAGAAGAAUUAGAGCAUCUUAAACUGGUUGCUCAAUCUCUUUGUGAACUUCCUGUAGAAGAACAAAAGAAAUAUCUUGCUGGUGCUAUGAAGUCUGACCUCGAAGAUAGAUCAGUCUCACUUGGUGCUGAAAGAGGGCCAGGGUUCAAACCUAAGGGAUACUGGUCCAUGAAGAAUGGUGUUGAAGAUUCUAUUGUUCAUUAUAAUUUCCAAAACUUGCAACAUUCUGAUUUCUUUGAUGAUUCCAACAACUAUCCUGAUAUUGUCAGAGCUUUCAUCCAAGAUAUUGCUGAUUAUUACAGGUACUUACAUAACGAAGUUUUAAGAAAACUUACAAUUUUAUGUGAUAUUGUCUUGGAACUUCCAGAGGGCCACAUAUGGGAAAAGUACUACAGCGUUACUGAUGGUGAUCAUGAAAAUUCCGGAGGUGGAGCAGGAAGAUUUAUGUUAUACGAAGGCAUGAAACCUGAAGAUAUGAAGAAAGUUGACAAUACUUGGCUUAGAGGCCAUUCAGAUAGUGGUGGAUUCACCUUCAUUACUUCGCAACCAAUUUUAUCAUUACAAAUUAGAGAUUACUUUACAGGUGAAUGGAGUUACGUUGGUCAUACACCAAACUCAUUCAUCGUCAAUGUUGCUGAUGGUAUGGAAUUUAUCACUGGUGGAUAUUUCAAGAGUUCUAUUCACAGAGUAGUUUCUCCUCCAGAUGACCAAAAGCAAUAUCGUAGAUUGGUAUUGAUUUACUUUUCAACACCAAAGCUUUCCUCAAUUAUUGAUCCUGAUGAAUUAAAUUCACCUAAGUUGAAACGUUUGGGUAUUACCAAACCAGAGGAAUGGGAAAAAAUUACUUUUGGACAAUGGUAUGACGAAAAAGCAAGAUUAUUCGGUAAGAAAAAAGUCAACGACACUAAAACUGAUGAACCCAAGUUAGUACUUGUACAUGGUAGAUUACAUGAAAGAUGGCAUCAAGCUGAAGAAAAUUUCAAUUUGGAAGAAGCAAGAAAGAGAUUUGAUGUUAUCACAUUGAAUGACUUCGUAUAGGUUGUUGUUGUAGGUAUAUAUAUAAAACACUAUGGUAUAAACAGUAACAUAUUUAGUUAAAAUAAUGCUUCUAUAAUUUCAAGAAGUACACUGAGACCAUUCGUUAAGAUCCAUUGGAGAAUAAUCAGUCUAUUAGUAGCAUUGGUGAAUAUUUUGGAGGCUGUGCUUGCAAUAAUUGCCGAAUCAUUUACAGCACUUAUCAACAGGGACCAAGUGAUAACAUCAUCGUUGAUAAUAUCCGUAACUAAAUUAACUGCAAAUGCUUGACCAUCGGUGGUAGUGACAAUGUCUUCAAACACAGAAAUGAAAAGUCCAGAUUUUUCCAACGAUUCAUAAAUAUCUUCCGAAUCAGCUACAGAAUUCAUUAACUUGACAAUAGUUUGGAUACUCUGGUUUUGAAUAGAAGUAAUUACACCAUUCAACCCUCCAAGGAUACCAUCAAGUAACCCUCUCUUCUUUAAUGAAAACGAGAAAACACCAUCAUCAUGAAGGGUCUUAAUGAUGUUAGUUAAACCAGGAAUCAUAUUAGGAUUGGUGAAAAGGAUCAUAACUAUAUCCACAGCCAAGUUUGAAUCAUCAGCAUCUUUCAAGAUUUGGGUUAACGUGGUUGCAUUAAUGUAGUUUUCAACUGCAUUUAUAACUGUUGGUUGGGUGGCUUUAUUACUAUACAUGGCGUGGGCAAUUUGAACCCCUUGUCCGGAUUUAUUCAAUGCUGUCAAAGCAGCAGUAAGUGGAGGAUAGUCUCUUUUAAAAACCAGGGGAUCAUUGUAUGAUUCAAGAACCGCGAGGAAUUCAUUAAAUUCUUGUUGAAAUGCAUCACCUUGUACGGCAGCACCAAUUGCAAAGGUUGCAAAAAAUAAGGAUAAUAACGAAUAAAAUAAUUUCAUUUUUCGAUAUACUACUGAAUUAUAAUAGAAAGAGUGAUGGGUAACUACUGGGGGUAUUUAUAUAUACACUUUUGAGACAGCCCCAU